Saccharomyces mikatae IFO 1815 is the source of this 4332-nucleotide messenger RNA. RefSeq names its product ATP-dependent DNA helicase SGS1 (gene SGS1). The transcript has a single exon. Gene Ontology annotation, cellular component: chromosome; RecQ family helicase-topoisomerase III complex; nucleus. The record is from RefSeq and is a predicted model, not a curated record. NCBI's taxonomy places the organism in Eukaryota, Fungi, Ascomycota, Saccharomycetes, Saccharomycetales, Saccharomycetaceae. Gene Ontology annotation, molecular function: nucleic acid binding; four-way junction helicase activity; ATP binding. The coding region runs from base 1 to 4332 and encodes 1443 amino acids. Gene Ontology annotation, biological process: DNA replication; double-strand break repair via homologous recombination.
AUGGUGACGAAGCCGUCACAUAACUUGAGAAGGGAGCACAAAUGGUUAAAGGAAACAACCACUUUGCAGGAAGACAGAGAUUUUGUUUUUCAGGCCAUUCAAAAGCAUGUCUCGAAUAAAAGGCUCAAGACAAAUUCGCCACCUGCUACUCCGUCUAGAGAUGGGUGUGGUAUAGAAGCAACGAAUUUGUUGGUCAGUAUUCCUACGUCUGGAUCUAUUAAUAUUGCUACGAAACAACCCGAGGGCACGCAAACUUUAUCGAACGAUACCGAAUGGCUCUCAUACCCUGCUACAUCGAACCAAUAUACUGACGUCCCCAUGGUUGAUAUACCAGCAAGCACAAGCAUUGCGUCGAACCCAAGAACCCCUAGCGAUUCGAAAUUUCACAAUUCCGGUACAUAUCGACCGCCUAUAGCUAGUUCUUUUGUGGAAAAUAAUAGUAGUAGGAACCUAGACUGCAAAAAUAACAACAAAACCGCGAAUGAUAGCAAACUAAUCGAGAAAAAUUUAAGAAGAGAGUUGCUUCAACUUCAAGAUUCCCUGAUUGCGGCGUUGAAGGAACAAUCUAAAUUAUUACUGCAGAAAUGUAAUCUCAUUGAAUCAACGUCAUUGUCAGAGGACGCUAAAAGGUUGCAGUUGAGUAGAGAUAUACGGCCCCAGUUAUCCAAUAUCUCUAUCCGAAUAGGAUUUUUGGAAAGUGAGAUCACAAAAGCUAAGAAAGGUAGGAUGCCAAAAGUCCCAAAUAAAGAUCAUAGUCAGUUUCCUUCUCAAGAUGAUAACAUAAUAUCAAGUAUUCUACCUAGUCCCCUAGAAAAUAAUGUAUCUUUUAGGAAUCCAAAUCUGACAAAUGAUGCUGCUGCAACUACCACGACAACUUUGACCACUGGUGGAGCCAAGGAUGUUACAACUAAUAACAGCAAUAGGAAUACAAAUAGAGAUGGCAGCAACGAUGACUUGAUUCAAGUUCUGGAUGAUGAGGACGAUAUAGAUUAUGACCCACCUUCAAUAUUGCAAGAGGAGGCUCCGAAUACUUCUACAUCUCCACGUCUCAACAUGACCUCAGAAGAAAAAGAAGAACUUGCUGAAAGAAGGACUAUGCGUUUAAGACAACCUGUUAACUAUAGAAUACCUGAGAGAGAUGAUCCUUUUGACUACAUUAUGGGUAAAUCACUUAAAGACGAUUAUCUGGAUGCUGAAAGAGAGGAAGACGAACUAACAAUGGAGGCUGAGGAGGAUGCCCAUUCUAGUUAUAUGACUACUAGAGAUGAAGAAAAAGAAGAAAACGAUAUGUUGAACCAAAGCGAUUUUGAUUUUGUAGUAAAUGAUGGCUUCGAUCCAACUCAGGACACCGAAUAUCAUGAAAAUCUGGAUGUUAGCGUCAAUAUUCAAGAAAAUCCACAAGAAGACGAUACCAGAUCUACAAUUACAUUAUCCCAAAAUAAAAACGUUCAGGUUAUUUUAUCUUCCCCCACAACAGAAAGCGAUUUAGCCAGUUUCCGAAAAACAACAGGUGCGGAACAUAUCGACUUGUUAGAUGAUGACCUAGAAAAGGAUGCUAUUCUGGAUGAUAGCAUGAGUUUAUCGUUUGGUCACCAACGCCUACCCAUGUCACAUUCUGAUAUAGAAUUAAUAGAUAGUGAAAAAGAAAGUGGUAAUUAUGACGAAGAUAACAAUAAUAAUAACCUUGAAUACCUGUCAGAUAGCGAUUUAGAAAAGUUUGACGAAGAGAGGGAGAAUAGAACCCAAGUAGCAGAUAUCCAUGAAUUAGAUAAUGACCUUAAGAUAAUAACAGAAAGAAAGCUUAUGGACGAGAACAAUCACCGAUCACCAUCUUGGUCCCCCAUAAUAAAAAGGGAGAAAUCGGAUGUCAGCCAAAAGGGUGAGGAUGAUGAUUUUGAUGACGAUUUUUCGUUAAGUGAUAUAGUAAGCAAAUCUAAUAUACCUUCUAAAACAAGUGGCAAAAAUUACCCUUGGUCUGACGAGGUUCUAUAUCGUUUACAUGAAAUUUUCAAACUGCCUGGUUUUAGACCUAAUCAACUAGAGGCUGUUAAUGCAACUUUGCAGGGGAGGGAUGUUUUUGUUCUCAUGCCGACGGGAGGUGGUAAAUCUCUUUGCUAUCAACUUCCUGCUGUGGUAAAAUCAGGUAAGACGUUCGGUACUACUAUUGUUAUCUCUCCGCUAAUUUCUUUGAUGCAAGAUCAAGUGGAGCAUUUAUUGAAUAAGAAUAUUAAGGCGAGCAUGUUCAGUUCGAGAGGUACUGCUGAACAAAGGCGACAAACUUUCAAUUUAUUUAUCAAUGGACUAUUGGAUUUAGUUUACAUAUCUCCCGAAAUGAUCAGUGCUUCAGAGCAAUGCAAAAGAGCUAUCAGUAGACUCUAUACUGACGGUAAGCUGGCCCGUAUAGUUGUGGAUGAAGCACAUUGUGUUUCUAACUGGGGUCAUGAUUUCAGACCUGAUUAUAAAGAAUUGAAAUUCUUUAAAAGAGAAUACCCCGACAUUCCAAUGAUUGCUCUGACUGCGACUGCAAGUGAACAAGUUAGAAUGGAUAUCAUCCACAAUUUAGAACUAAAGGAACCCGUUUUCUUAAAGCAAAGCUUUAAUAGGACAAAUUUGUAUUAUGAAGUGAACAAGAAAACUAAGAAUACUAUAUUCGAAAUCUGCGAUUCUGUCAAAUCUAGAUUUAAAAAUCAAACCGGUAUAAUAUACUGUCACUCUAAAAAAUCUUGCGAGCAAACUUCGGCUCAAAUGCAGAAAAAUGGCAUAAAAUGUGCAUAUUACCAUGCGGGUAUGGAACCGGAUGAAAGAUUAAGUGUGCAAAAGGCAUGGCAAGCGAAUGAGAUACAAGUUAUUUGUGCUACUGUCGCCUUCGGUAUGGGUAUUGAUAAACCUGAUGUUAGAUUUGUUUACCACUUUACUGUUCCACGAACAUUAGAAGGUUAUUAUCAAGAAACUGGUCGUGCUGGAAGAGAUGGUAAAUAUUCAUAUUGUAUUACCUAUUUUUCAUUUAGGGAUAUUAGGACUAUGCAGACAAUGAUUCAAAAGGAUAAAAAUUUAGACAGAGAGAAUAAGGAGAAACAUUUGAAUAAAUUGCAGCAAGUGAUGGCUUAUUGUGAUAACGUUACUGAUUGUAGAAGGAAGUUGGUUUUAUCUUACUUCAACGAGGAUUUUGAUUCUAAAUUAUGUCGCAAGAACUGUGACAACUGUAGAAAUAGCGCUAAUGUAAUCAAUGAGGAAAGGGAUGUUACAGAACCUGCCAAGAAAAUAGUCAAGUUGGUGGAAAAUAUUCAAAAUGAAAGAGUCACUAUAAUUUACUGCCAAGACAUCUUCAAAGGUUCAAGAAGCUCCAAAAUCGUACAGGCAAACCAUGACACAUUGGAGGAACAUGGUCUUGGCAAGUCCAUGCAAAAGUCCGAAAUUGAACGAAUUUUUUUUCAUUUGAUCACAAUCCGCGUUUUACAAGAAUAUUCCAUAAUGAAUAAUAGUGGUUUUGCUUCAAGUUAUGUAAAGGUAGGCCCCAACGCUCGGAAGUUGCUCACCGGGAAAAUGGAAAUUAAGAUGCAAUUUACGAUAUCGGCACCAAACUCUCGUCCUUCCACGUCUUCUAGCCACCAAUUAAAUGGAGAAAAUAUACCAGCUAUAGCACAAAGAUCGACAACUAUGGGAGGAAGUGUGGCUGCUAAUGCGCCGCGCUUUAUAAGCGCGAAGGAACAUCUUAGAUCAUACACGUACAGUAGUUCAACCAUGGAAGCAUCACAUCCAAUCUCCCUGAAAAACACAAACGAGUUACGUUCCACACAGGAACUCGAUAACCUGCGAACGACAUACGAAUGUCUAAGGGAAUUAUCCUUAAAUUUAGGAAAUAAAAUGAUUCCUCCGGUUGGGAACUUUAUGCCUGACUGUAUCUUGAAAAAAAUGGCUACGAUAUUGCCAAUGAAUGACUCGGCUUUUGCGACUUUAGGUGUGGUGGAGGAUAAAUAUCGCCGAAGGUUUAAGUAUUUCAAAGCUACAAUUGCAGAUCUUAGUAAAAAAAGAUCCAGCACAGAUCAUGAAAAAUACAACACAUUAUUCAAUGAAGAAUCUGUCAACGGAGCAUCCGAUAACAGCAAUGACAUUGCACAAAGUACUGGAACAAGGUCCCGAUUUUUUGGUGCCAAUCCAAAAGAAGCCAAGGAAAAUGAAGAAAUAAUCAACCAAAUUAGAGAAAGUCAAUUACCCAAGAAUUCAUCAAACAGUAAAUCAACUACAAGGGCGAUCAAUAAAUCGAUGAAGAAGUCUGCUGCGGGAAGACGAGGUUUUAGAAAUUAUAGAGGCCAUCACAGAGGAAGAAAAUGA